UUGGGAGUUGUUAGCUUUUGAUACACACUCAAGAUAUGCUUGGUGAGCAGAGAAACAGAGGGUGGGAAGCAAGAACAGAGCAAGUUUAUAAUGCACACAAUCAUUCAGGCUUAGCAUCAAAGUUAAGUCUUUUUUUGUUUGUAUAAAAACGCAUCCCAUUUCUUACCAACUUCUUCAUAUCCUUUCUUUAACCAAUACUUCUUGAGAGAUAUUAAUCCCAAUGGCCUCUCUCAAUACUUCUGAGUACCCUUACUUUCCUUUACCACCUUAUCAUCCUUUCUGGCCGCCUCUCCCACCGCCAUAUAAACCAGUUAGGCCACCCCCGCCACCGCCACCGCCCCCGCCUCGACAACCAACUGCUCCUCCGCCACCACGCAAGCCAAUUGCGCCCCCUCCGCCCCCACGUAAGCCAAUUGUGCCUCCUCCUCCUCCUCCGCCCUCUCAGAAGCCGACUGCUCCUCCGCCACCGCGUAAGCCGAUCGUGCCUCCUCCUCCUCCUCCACCGUCUCGAAAGCCGACUGCUCCUCCGCCACCACGCAAGCCUAUUGCGCCCCCGACUGCGCCUCCGCCCCCACGCAAGCCAAUUGUGCCCCCUCCUGCUCCGCCACCGCCAGGCAAGCCAAUAGUACCUCCACCUCCACAUAAGCCAACUGCCCCUCCACCACCACGCAAACCAAUUGCGCCUCCGCCUCCUAAAAAGCCAGUUGCUCCUCCACCACCACGCAAACCAAUUGCGCCUCCGCCUCCUAAAAAGCCAGUUGCUCCUCCACCGCCACGCAAACCAAUUGCGCCUCCGCCUCCUAAAAAGCCAGUUGCUCCUCCACCACCACGUAAGCCAAUUACACCACCACCACCACCACCACACAAGCCAAUUGCUCCACCAACACCAUACAAGCCCAUAUCUCCCCCAUCUCCAAUGCUUCCGCCGCCGCCGCCUCCUUCUAACCACCACCCGACAGUGAUCAUCAUAGUGUGUGUGUCCAUGGGUGGGCUCUUCCUGCUUGCAUUCAUGGCAGCUGCCUUCUUCUGCUUCGUGAAAAAGAGAAAGGAGAAAACCAUUGAAGAAACAGAGAUCAUCCACAUUGACGAACACAGGAAGAUCAAAGAGGCCAUAGUUGCAGGACCCCAUGGAUCAUGCGAAACUACGGUGCUAUCAGUUGAAGAUGACAUCCACAUAACUGAAGAAAUCGUACGGAGCGAGAAGGUUGGGGAAAAAGGGUUACAUGGUAAGCAUGAAGCAGGCGAUCCAAGCUCCAUAGAAGAGCCACAGCCCGCAUCUUCCACUCAUCAAAACCAUUCCUGAGCAGAAAAGUUCAUCAUUUU
This is a messenger RNA of Cucurbita moschata (crookneck pumpkin), 1323 nucleotides long. RefSeq names its product basic salivary proline-rich protein 2-like. Gene Ontology annotation, biological process: plant-type secondary cell wall biogenesis. The transcript has a single exon. The record is from RefSeq and is a predicted model, not a curated record. Lineage: Eukaryota; Viridiplantae; Streptophyta; Magnoliopsida; Cucurbitales; Cucurbitaceae. The coding region runs from base 221 to 1303 and encodes 360 amino acids.